This is a messenger RNA of Didymodactylos carnosus, 315 nucleotides long. The record is from the annotation of a GenBank genome assembly. Lineage: Eukaryota; Metazoa; Rotifera; Eurotatoria; Philodinida; Philodinidae.
AUGGAAGAAUUAAAUUAUAUGGCACCAGGCGUUGCUGGUAGUGAUAUUCGGCGAACAAAUGUACCAAAUAUACCUAUUGCCUAUCGUUACGAAGCAUUAUGCGAAGAACUAUGUUUGCUUGAAAUUGCAUAUAAAGAUCGACAAGAUAGUAAAGUCAAAGAUCGACACAGUUUAAAGCAUCAGGAAGUCUACCAGAUCGUCAUGGACAUUAGUAAAAAGACAUCUGCUGGUAAUACAGCAAUGCGUAAUACAUUUAAUAAAUGUGUUAAAGAUGAUCUUCAAUCUAUACUCGAUAAUUUUAUUGCUAUUAUUUAA